Molecule: messenger RNA, 666 nt
Organism: Triticum dicoccoides
Lineage: Eukaryota; Viridiplantae; Streptophyta; Magnoliopsida; Poales; Poaceae
Product: S-(+)-linalool synthase, chloroplastic-like
Exons: 3
Coding region: 1-627 (208 amino acids)
Biological process (GO): terpenoid biosynthetic process
Molecular function (GO): terpene synthase activity; magnesium ion binding
Source: RefSeq, a predicted model, not a curated record
AUGAGAGAAGCUGGCUAUUAUGUUUCGGCAGACGAUGUUCUUCGGAAGUUCAGAAACGAUAAUGGUGAUUUCAACCUUGGCCUCAGCAAAGACAUUAGAGGGUUGCUCAGCUUGCAAGACAUGUCACACCUCAACGUAGGAGAAUCAUCACUCUACAAGGCAAAUGAAUUCUCAAGCAAGCAUCUUAGAUUUGCAAUUAAGUAUCUGGAGCCAAACCUUGCAAGAUAUGUAAGGCGGUCACUAGACCAUCCCUAUCAUGUGAGCCUGAUGCAAUACAAGGCAAGGCACCAACUGAGUUACCUCCAGAACAUGCCCACUAGGAAUAUGGCAAUUGAGAAUUUGGCACUUGCUGAGUUUACGAUUAAGAAGUUGCAGCAUCAGAGAGAAAUGCAAGAGGUUAAGAGAUGGUGGAUGGAUCUAGGAUUGGCUCAAGAAAUUCCGGCCGCAAGGGACCAAGUUCUUAAAUGGUACAUGUGGCCCAUGACCGUCCUCGAGGGUUUCUCCUUCUCUAGAUAUCGGAUUGAGAUCACAAAGAUCAUAUCCAUGGUCUACAUUGUGGAUGACAUCUUUGAUCUUGUCGCCACACAAGAGGAGCUUUCCCUCUUUACUGAGGCGAUCAAAAUGUGAGCAUUGUUGUUUUCAUAAUAUAUAAGGUUAAUACGAUUA